AUGCGGCCUUCGGGGCACCCCGCUGCCCGGGUCCAGGAGGGGGGACUGGGGGGGUUUGGUGGAGGGCUGGUCCCCGAGCCCUACGACAGCUUCAUGCGCAGCCACCUGCGCUACUACGGCUACUUCCGAGGCCAAAAGACGGGCAGACAGAAGAGCCCCAUGUCCCCGGGGAGCCCUUCCAAGCAGCACCCCACCGAGGCGCCCGGCACGGGCAGCACCGACCCCGGCUGCCUGGCGGGUCCUGGGCAGGAGCCGAGCCCCCCUGGGGUGCCAGAGCCGUCCCCCCGCCAGGGCACGCCGGUCCCCUCGGCGCGGUGCCGUGCAUUCCCGGGGAAGCCGCGGGCUCUCUUCGCCCUUCCCUCGGCGCGGGGCCCCCUGCCCGCUCCCCGCUGGCCCGUCGAGUGCGAAGUCAUCGAGGAGACGAUCGAGCACAUCGAGUGGGUCCCCCCUGAACCGGAGCCCUUCUGCCGGCCCACGGGCCCUGAGCAGGCCCCGGCCGCCCUCGGCGAGGAGCAGGGCACCGUCGUCUACCACCUCAGCCCAGCACCCCAAGGCUCCUGCUUCACCCGUGCUCGGGUUGGGGGGGCCCCAGGCCCACCCUCCUCGCCGGCAGCUGCCCUGGCAGGCCCCGAGGACACCACGCUGCUCUUCGAAUCCCGCUUCGAGAGCGGUAACCUGCAGAAAGCCGUCAAGGUGGGUCCCUACGAGUACGUGCUGACGCUGCGGCCGGACCUGUACACCGCCAAGCACGCCCAGUGGUUCUACUUCCGCGUCCAAAACACCAGGCGAGACCCUCUCUACCGCUUCACCAUCGCCAACCUGGCAAAGCCCAAGAGCCUCUACGGUGAGGGCAUGCGCCCGCUGCUCUACUCCCAGCAGGAUGGCCGGAGCCGCGGCAUCGGCUGGCGCCGGGUCGGGGCCAACAUCCGCUAUUACCGGGGCAGUGGUGGCGGCGGGGAGGAGCCAGGUGCCUUCUGCCUCUCCUGGACGGCACGCUUCCCCCACGACGGUGACACCUGCUUCUUCGCCCACUCCUACCCCUACACCUACUCCGACCUGCAGCGCUACCUGCGGGCGCUGGCAGGCGACCCGGUGCGCUCGCGGUACUGCGCGGUGCGGGCGCUGUGCCGCAGCCUGGCCGGCAACACCAUCUACCUGCUGACCAUCACCAGCCCCGCCGGCGCGGCGGCCAAGCGGGCGGUGGUGGUGAGCGCCCGCGCGCACCCUGGGGAGAGCGGUGGCUCCUGGGCCAUGCAGGGCUUCCUCGACUUCCUCCUCAGCGCCCACGCCGAUGCCCGGCUCCUGCGCCGGCUCUUCAUCUUCAAGGUGGUGCCCAUGCUCAACCCCGAUGGGGUGGUGGUGGGCAACUCCCGCUGCUCCCUGGCGGGCCGGGACCCCAACAGGGCUUACGGGACGGCGCUCCGUGGCUCCUUCCCCGGCGUGUGGCACCUGCGGGCCAUGGUCGAGAGGGUGCUGGUGGAGCGGGAGGUGGUGCUGUACUGCGACUUCCACGGGCACAGCCGGAAGAACAACGUCUUCAUGUACGGCUGCGACGGCGGCGGGGCCGGCGCCAGGCUGCGGCUGCGCCAGCGCGUCUUCCCCCUGAUGCUGAGCAAAAAUGCCCCCGACAAGUUCUCCUUCCCCAGCUGCAAGUUCAAGGUGCAGAAGAGCAAAGCGGGGACAGGCAGGGUUGUCAUGUGGCGCAUGGGCGUCUCCAACAGCUACACCAUGGAGGCGGCCUUUGGCGGCUCCACGCUGGGCGGGAGGAGCUCACACUUCACUGUGGAGGACCUCAAGUCAUUGGGCUACCACCUCUGCGACACCCUGCUCGACUUCUGUGACCCCGAUCCCGCCAAGUUCCAGCAGUGCCUGUCGGAGGUGGACGCACUGCUGCGGCAGCGGCUGGGCCGGGAGCCGGGCUCUGGCAGCAGCUGGAGCGACGUCUCCCCCUCGGAGCUCGAGUCCAGCACCAGUGGCUCUGACAGCUCCGUGUCCGAUGGGCCCCCAGCUCACCUCUGCGGCCCAGCAUGGCCGCUGGAGCAACAGAGGAGGAAGCGGCUGCGGAGCCGGAGAGCGAGGAAUGCCCUGCAUCGGACAAACGCUGUCUACCGGAGCCAUGCCAGUGUCCCGGUGAGCCUGGGCCCAUGA
Gymnogyps californianus (California condor) is the source of this 2148-nucleotide messenger RNA. It is a transcript of the gene AGBL2, whose product is annotated as AGBL carboxypeptidase 2. Gene Ontology annotation, biological process: proteolysis. The record is from RefSeq and is a predicted model, not a curated record. Lineage: Eukaryota; Metazoa; Chordata; Aves; Accipitriformes; Cathartidae. The transcript has 12 exons. Gene Ontology annotation, molecular function: metallocarboxypeptidase activity; zinc ion binding. Bases 1 to 2148 code for a protein of 715 amino acids.